CGCCUCGCACACACCAUCCCCCGCCCCCCUCAAAAGAAGCCCCAAAGCGAACCCGCCACCAAAGACGCUCCCUCCAGCGAAAGCGACCGCCCCGAAUUCAAAGGCCCGGCCUUUUACCAGCUUUCCUUCACCUGCGUGCCCUGCGGCCAUCGCUCGCAUCACAACGUCUCGAAACAGGGCUAUCAUCGCGGCUCUACGCUGAUUACGUGUCCGAGCUGCCGCAAUAGGCACGUCAUCAGCGACCAUUUGAACAUCUUUGGCGAUCGUAAAAUCACUGUCGAGGAUUUGAUGCGGGAAAAGGGCCAGCUGGUGAAGAGGGGCUCUUUGGGGGAGGACGGAGACAUUGAGUUUUGGCCGGACGAGGCGAUACCG
Molecule: messenger RNA, 372 nt
Organism: Trichoderma atroviride IMI 206040
Lineage: Eukaryota; Fungi; Ascomycota; Sordariomycetes; Hypocreales; Hypocreaceae
Source: RefSeq, a predicted model, not a curated record